UGUGUGUGCGCAGGGCAGAGAAGCAACAGCCUUCCAAUACACUCGAUGCAGUCGAACCGGCCGCCUCCGCCGCGCCCCCAGGGCGGCCGCGGCGCGCCGGGGCCCCAGGGCGGCCGCGGCGGCCAGGGCGGCCGCGGCGGGCCGCGGAUGAUGCAGAUGGGCGGCAGCCCGAUGGGACCGCGCGGGGCGAUGGGUCCUGGGAUGGCAGGGAUGCCGAUGGUGUACGGCGGCAUGCCGCCCGCCGGCGGACCGCAGAUGAGCCUGGUGCGAGUGCCGGCCAACCUGUCGCCCGAGCAGCAGCAGCAGUGGCAGCAGCAGAUGAUGCAGCAGCAGCAGAUGCAGAUGAUGGGGAUGAUGCUGCCGACGAGCGGAUACGGCACGAUGCGGCCGGGCCCAUCGAUGCGCGGCGGAGGCAUGCAGGGAGCGUACAUGCCGAUGGGGGGGCAGCAGGCGGCGGCCUACGGGCAGCCGACCAACAUGUACUCAGCGCCGGGCCAGGCCGCGGGCAGCGUGCGGCCGAUGCCGCCCCGCUCGGGUGCGCCCAUGAGCGGCGGGGUCGUCCCGGUCGGCGGCAGCUUCCAGCCGAGUGCGGGCGCGCCCGCGCCGCCAAAGAAGCCCGCUUCGCGCGCGAUCGCGAUCGUCAACCCGGAGACGAACGAGGAGGUUGCGGUGGGCGGGAAGAAGGUGUACGCGCGCGACUUCCUCAUGUCGCUGCAGCCGCACUACACCGAGCGGCCCGCGACGCUCACGAUGGAGUUCGAGUUCCAAAAGGGCGGCAAGGGCGGGCGCGACAAGGGCGGAGGCAAGGGGGGGCAGCGCUUCAUGCCAAUGUCCGAGGUCAAGCCGCUGGAGAAGACGGAGAACGCGUACGUGGCGGCGACGAUCGCGAAGAAGGACGUGGACGCGGGCGAGAAGCUGCUGCGCGACUGCAAGUCCAUCCUCAACAAGCUCGCCCCCGAGAAGUUCGACAAGCUCGCCGGCCAGUUCCUCGAGCUGCCCGUCGAGUCGCGCGCCGACAUGGUCGGCAUCAUCGACCACGUCUUCGACAAGGCGCUCGCCGAGCCGGUGUUCGGCACGAUGUACUCGACGCUCUGCGCGCGCUGCUCCGAGUCCUUCCCCGAGUUCCACGACGCGGACAACCCGGGCGGCAAGCCCGUCACCUUCAAGCGGCUGCUGCUCAACAAGUGCCAGGAGGAGUUUGAGAAGGAGAAUGUGGUCAAGACCCAGCUGGAGGCGCUGGGCGAGGACACGCCCAAGGAGGAGAAGGAGCUGAUCCGCAUGCGCGCGAAGAAGCGGAUGCUCGGCAACAUCCGCUUCAUCGGCGAGCUCUACAAGCAGAAGAUGCUCACCGAGAAGAUCAUGCACGAGUGCCUCAUCAAGCUGCUCGGCGACAUCGAGAAGCCCGACGAGGACGAGGUCGAGUGCCUGUGCAAGCUGAUGACGACCAUCGGCUCGCUCAUCGACCACGCGCGCGCAAAGUCGCACCUGGACGAGUACUUCACGCGCAUGAAGUCGAUGGCGAACAACGAGAAGCUCGUCAUCCGCAUGCGCUUCAUGCUGCAGGAGGUGAUAG
Emiliania huxleyi CCMP1516 is the source of this 1573-nucleotide messenger RNA. RefSeq lists its product as hypothetical. Lineage: Eukaryota; Haptophyta; Isochrysidales; Noelaerhabdaceae. The record is from RefSeq and is a predicted model, not a curated record. The annotation marks the transcript as partial. Gene Ontology annotation, cellular component: eukaryotic translation initiation factor 4F complex. Gene Ontology annotation, molecular function: translation initiation factor activity; protein binding; mRNA binding. The transcript is spliced from 9 exons.